Molecule: messenger RNA, 6505 nt
Organism: Heterotrigona itama
Lineage: Eukaryota; Metazoa; Arthropoda; Insecta; Hymenoptera; Apidae
Source: the annotation of a GenBank genome assembly
AUGAAAAAAAAAAAAGAAAAGUAAAAACGAUCAUUUUAAGCUUGUAGAAAACAAGUUUGUUUCAGGCGAAUUAUACUGAGAAAUGGCGUUUGUAACUCGUUGGAUCAUCAUAGAUCGCUUCGAUUCAAUUCGAUGCGCGUCAAGAAUUCAUUUCCAUCGUAUUUAAUAAUUCGACUCCCGAUCGGUGUUAAAUUAUAAUUCUUCGUGUUAAAUUCGCGGCAGAAAAAAAAAGGUAGUCUUGACUUUUAACGUGGCUCAAAUGAAAACCCAAUUCGAGUUGAGUCGCGGAAAGCUUUUUGAUUUCAACGUAGAUCGCGCGUUUUUCACUUCUCGGAAAAGUAAAAAAAUCUUUCUCGAAACUUGGAGAAAAUUAAAGACAAUAUUCCCUUGAAAUUUAAAUUCAGAACUUUAUCGUCUACCAUAAAUGUGUCCAAAUCAACUUUACACAGAAUAUUUAAUAUAUAUAUAUAUAAAAUUAAAUUUAAAAUAUUCGACAUAAAUAUCCUAUUAUUCACAUUCUAUAAUUAAUGUAAAUAAUAUAAUAAUAAUAAAUGAAAUAAUUAUAUUAAUUAUAUAAUAAAAAUUUAAGUACUUCAAAUACAAAAUUAAACGGAAUUAAUAAAGUAAACUUCAAAAUCGAAAAAAUUAAAAAUAAUAAUCUAAUUAGAAAAAAAGGCAUUGGAAAAUGGAAAUAUAACAUUCAAAUGGAAUUUUCUUUUUCUGGAUUUAAUAUUUUAUUCAUAGAGAUUAAUUCGUUUCAAUUAAAAGUUAAACAUAAAUAAAGGAAUUUACAGGAUCAAUUGUAAUUGAUGCUGAGAAAAGAACUGUUCGAAUAUUUUGUAUUAAGAUCAAAUUAUUGUCAAAAAUUUUCGUUCAAGCAAAGUAGAUUCCAUCAAAUUUUAUUUAUUUAUUUUUUUUUUAUUACGAUUGUUCCGGGGACGACACAUUUACAAAUGUGACGACCAAUUUAGAGAAAAUUACAGAGGGAGGAGUUGCAGUUGCGUUAUUAUUAAGAAAUAUUAUUUAUACUUUAUUAUUUUAACAAUCAAACCCGUCAACAUCACGGAUUUCAAACUUUCGUUUCUUCGUAACAUUCUGCUGUCUGUCUAGACAGAUAGAAUGCAAUUGUACAAAUUUAUUUAUUUUAAUUAUCACUUAAAGUAUUACGAUUUAUAUGUAGAAUACUCUGAUGUUCGAUUGUUCUGCUAUAAAUCGAUUCCUCUACUAUUAAUAUUUCCAUUUAUUUGUUCAUAUUAAUAUUUUUCAAAAUCAAAAUAUAUGUCAAGUAUAUAUAUAUAUAUAUAUAUAUAUAUCUGUUCACAGUAUAGUCUGAUCACAAAGUAACCUAAUAUCGGUUCGAGUUGUUAUUCCUCUGUUUCGAACUGAAUUGCUCCUAAUCGUCGUGUAUAGAAAUUGCAUUCUAAUGCUAGAUGAAUGAUCAGCGAGUAGCAUAAAGCCUCUUGGUUGAUCCAGGUCAGUGACUAUCGUUGUUACUCUCUGUAAUUGGUACAGCUUGAACUGCGUAUGAACUGUGUUACAGUGAUGCCACAAAUAUACAUUUGCAACGAUCGGUAAUUACUAAUUUAUCCUAACCUCGUAGUUAUAUAUAUAUAUUUGUUCGUAGAAAAUUUCGACAUUUCUGUAAUCAUACAUCGAUAGUUAAGUUAAUCAUUUCCUGCGAACGAAACGUCGACUCGAUUAGUAGAAAUUUAUUUAGGGUCCGAGAUAGUUUCGGAGAGUAAUUCUUCGACGUAAUUCUUCUGAAUUGUCGGAAGAACUCGAAGAGUUCGAAAAACUUCGUAAGAUUUCAGAAACGGUUCGAAACUGCAGGCUCUCGAAGCCUAGAAUGUUGAUUUCCACUUUACAAGAGGGAUGGAUUUCGUGUUCUUCCCGAAUCUAAAUUGCUUCCUUUUUUUCUUUUGUCGACUGAAGCUCUUUCUGUUUCGAUUUUCAAUUCUACAAAUAUUCUUCGUUCACUUUAAUUUCUUUACUUUUCCUUUUCUUCUUUGAGUUUCGAGAGUCUCGAAUCACGAAACAGACGUACGAAGCGUAAUAUAAAUCCACGUACUUGUCUCUCGACGUUUGAGUUUUCAACUUCAAAGAUUCGUCGUUCGAUGUCUUUCGACGCGAGUAAACUCUUCGUUCGCGACAGUUCUCGCCUUGUAACCGAUCCAACCGUCGUAAUAAUCGUUUCUGUAGCGCGAUCGUUUCCUUCGGGUUACGUCAUCUCGCGGCAGACGUAACCCAAUUUAAUUAUCAAUGAUGCCACUACGACAGCUGCCUCCAGUCAUGACACCGAGAGAUUACAGUACGAUGUUUGCGAUCUUCUUCAAACCGUGCGAUCGUAAAUACCGUCAUAAACUGUGCCGAUAAUAACGAUCGUCUCGCUGGGACGGUAGCUAUCCUUCCUUCGCGUUUCGCAACCUCGUCUUUGUUAAAACAUAAAACGACCCGUGCGACACGUUUCUCGUCAGUUGAACAAUGAUGAAUAGCAGUUUGCGUUACAAAAGACGACGUGUUGCCUGUCGAAUCGCUCGAGCCAAAUCAUCGGCCCGAUAACAGUUACACAGAAUGCUUUCUGCGCCAAUGAAAUUGCGCGAAACUUAUCACUCGAAUUGUUAUUCCGUUUGUUCGUAAUCGUUGCAGUCUGUAGUUAUUUCAUUCGAAUUAUGUAGAGCAUGUCGAGUGAGGAGCAACGUCGUCGAUUGUUCGAUCAAAACCAUCGCUCUAAAUAUCUCUCUAUUCGUAGGAACGAAAUUCUUGAGAUUUUUCAGAGGUUUUAUUCUAUCGUUGUUGCAAUUCCAAAUCGUUAAACCGUUUUCUUUUUAAUUAGAACAAACUCGUUACGCUCGUCGCUCGAAAUAUUUGCAAGUUCCGCCACGUUUUCAUCGUUGUUAAUGUUAAUUCAAUUUUUUCGGAUGAUAUACCCUCUCAAACUUGUCUUUCGUAAAUUUGUUGGAUGACAUUUAUACAGUGCUCCUCUCUUCUCGGCACGUCUUUUUAGAAUUUCUCUUUCGGUAAAUUGAGAGCGAAGGGGAAAGAAACGUAGAUGAUCAACUCCUGGAGUUUGCCUUGAGAAUAAAUAUUCGCAGGGCAGAACUUUCAGAGGACUCAGCGUUAACACUGAAUUAAUAUUGUCGAACUUAUCCAACACCAUCUCGAUCUUUCGACUCGCGCGUGUUUCCCUUUCACAGUUGGUCCCGAUAUCCGUUUCUCGCGUACAGGAUGAAAAGAGAACUUUGUCCGUGGCUAUCAUAGAUGAAUUACAAACUUUCGAUUUGAUGGAAAUACAUGUAAAAUUUUUUUUUUCUUGCAUUGUGUUCUACUUAUCACGAAGCUAAAACUUUUCCAAUGAACUAUAGAUCACAAUCUAAUAGUUGUCUUGAAAAGGAUGAAAAGAGACGUUUGUCCGUGGCUAUCAUAGAUGAAUUACAAACUUUCGAUUUGAUGGAAAUACAUGUAAAAAAAUUUUUUGUGUUCUACUUAUCACGAAAAGUCGUUCCACUUUGCCUGGGAUUUAAACGGAAGGAUGUGCGCGUGUGGCCAGAGACUUUCUUCCAGCGAAUCGAGAUCAGCCCGGUGUGUGAUUGGCGAGUGAGACAGAAUGCCAGUGUGAUGGAUCUGAACGUGUGCUCGCGGCGUGUCCACGACGGCUACGCGACCAUAAGGUCGCGAGGUCGCAGCAGACCUCGAGCCGUCUACAGAUCCGACUCGGAGGAGUUUCUGAAGGAGGCCGGCGGCCCGUACGCUCUCCCCCAACUGUCCAACUUCCCCGUGGUGGUCGCGAGCAACAACGACCUGCAGCAGGUGCCGAGAUGGAGCGACCUUGGCAGGGAUUGCCUGCUGAUCGAGAACUACGGGACGCUGAGAGGCUCGAAGAAGGGAAAUCCUUCGCCGGAGGAGCGCAGACUGGUGACGCUGAACACGUUCGCGUCGAGCAAGGUCGGGCAAGGUCACGUUCAUGGCGAGGCGCGAGUGAACGGCCAAGGACAGCCGAGCGACGCGUUCUCGAGUAAAAACGGAUCGGACGAGAGGAAGCUGGGCUUGUCGAUCGAUCGCGUCUACGACGACGGAGUUUGCGCGGAGGAACGAAUUUCGUUCCGAUCGAAGAGCGAUCCUCCCUCGAGGUUCGCCGAGGAUCACUUCCGACCUACCGCGAUGCUCGACUCCGACCUGAACAGGCUGAACGAGAUGGAGAGUUACGCGGAUUGCUCGGCGAGAAGAGGCGGCGGGAGAAGGAGCUUCGACGUGAGGAGGGACGACGCGAGGUUGAGGAGAAUAAUCGGCGAUACCAAAGGCAGGCAACCGAUCUACGCGGUGCCGAACGUACUGUCGAGGCCGAGGCGCGACCGUCGGGUGGCGAUCGUCGACGGGAACUACGUUCCGAGCGGCGAUCUUUACCGCACCACGGCCAAGUACAUCGAAGACAUCAACAAGAACAUCGCGGAGAUCGACAAGAGUUACGAGGAGCUCAAGUCGUCCUCCAACUCGAGGAACAACCCGUCGUCCACGUACGGGGUGAUCAACAGGAUCGCCAAGGGCGAGUCGAUCGAUCGGCCGGGCAUCGAUCUGUGCGGCUACGCGAGGAAGAGAGACAUGGCGCCGAUGCCCCCCAUAUCGUCCGACUUUGGCGAGAGUCUUCUCGAGGAGAAGACCGACGGAGUGAAAACGGACAGCUCGAUUUUGAUACUCAAGAGUAGUAGCGGCAGGCCGAACUCGUUCGGCAAACUUCCGCCCAAGUUACUCCCGAGGUCGUCAUCGAUCGAGAACACGUCGAGGCACUCGACGGGAUCGACGACUACUACGUCCUCGACGAAAUCCACCGAGUCGCUGUACGCAAUCAGCGAGGUUGGAGGGCAGAGCGGAGAGAACGACGAGCUUGGGAAAUCAGGAAGCGGGAUCGUCCAGGACCGGUCGCUCGAUUUCAAGCAGGAUCGGAGGGCGAGCACCGAGGGAUCGGACGAGCUCGAGUCCAAGGACGAGAUGUCCUCCACCGACGACGACAGGCCGACGAUCGUUCGGUCGGUGGAUCGUCUGCCGGUCACCAGUUCGAUUCGGAAGAAUCGUUCGCGAGUCGACUCGGCAGACAGAUCGUCGUACUUGAAGAGGGACCGAGUUUCAACGUGUCAAACGUCCAGGUGCGACAGCGUUCGUCGGUCGAACGAUCUCGUCGCGAACGACAGAAAUUUCUACAAAUCGCCAACUUCGCUGGCGAAGUCAGUUCUCAAUUAUUCGGAGAGGAGGUGCGAUACGUUGCCCACUCGAAGGUCGAGAGCCACCUCGAGACCUCUUCACAAAUCCAGCGAAGACGUGCUCGACGGUGAACGACCGGCCCGCGCCAGAUCGUCGUCCCUUCACAGACCUUGCACCAGCGACCUGGACCUGGUCGGCGAGCGACGAAACGACGAACGUCUCGAUAACCGGAAGAACAAUUUCGACAACUUCUUCAGACCGCCGCCCCUUUAUUUGAUGGACGCCACCGACGUUAUACUGCGCGGACAUCUGGACAGAACCAGCCGCGGUCUCCAGCAGUGGCAAGAUCAUCUCUCAGCGGCGAGAUCGUCCACUCGUAGAACCAGACACAAUUCCUUGGAAUCGGAGGAGCCAGAGAACAAAGAUAACGACGACAAUCGCCACCGACACGGCGGUUUCGCCACUUUGCCUCGAAGGGGCAAUCUAGCGAAAGAUCAGCCCUCGAGCGACGAUCCUCUCAGACGUUUGUCCGGCAACGCACCGAUCCUCGAGCCGCUUUACGAGCACGCGGUCAGCGAUCCGGUUAAGCCGAGGAGCGCCGAGAACGUCAUUCCUUGGUGGGAACUAGCCACCAGGAAGUACAGGCAUCGAAGUUGCCCGUCACUGCAGGUAACGCGAACAGAGAGAGAUCUCUCUCUCUCUCUCUCUCUCUCUCUCUCUUUCUCUUUCUUUAUCGUUUGUUAUUGCGUUACGACGCGCCAAAGUUAAUCGAAAAGUCUAUCAUGCGGAUUGGUUUUCAAAUCUUUCAAUUUUUCAAUUCUCGCAACUCGAAUUUUGUUAACUUUUGUAGGAUCUCGAAACUCUCGGAGCUCGAAGCGCUGAUCUCAUUCCGCGGGAUGAGUUUCACUUGUUUCAGAAACGUGGCGAUGAUAUGUUUGAUUAAUUAAUUAAUAGGUUCGAAGCAGAUUUCUAGAUUCACGCGAUUUCUAGAUUCGAGUCUUGUUAACUUUUGUAGGAUCUCGAAACUCGCGGAGCUUGAAGCGCUGAUCUCAUUCCGCGAGAAGAACUCGAAACAGUCUUUUUUUUUAUAUAAAUCCUUGUUGGUCACAGUUAAAUGAAAUACAAACAAAAAUAUUUAAUCCAAAUUCUCGUUCAAGAAGACAAACUAACAUCCCAACUAUUUCUCGAUCUAAUUUAUUUUCCUUUUGAAGAUUUAUUAUAGAUACGUUACGCUAUAUGUGUAUUAAUUAUAGAUAUAUUAGAUAUAUACACUAUAGAUAUAUUAUUAUUAUUAUUAUAGAUGGAUUACUGA